AUGCGCGUUCGGCUGCGGACGGCGUGUGUUCUUUGCUUGCUCCAGCUGCUGCGUUGCGAGAUACUUCUGGACCGACCAGACUCUCAGUACAAGGGCAAUUCGUCGAAUUGCACGAAGCUCUUCGUCAACAGCCCUCCGUUCGACAGCGGUACAACGGUUCAUGGCAUCAACUCAGGUAUUCAUCCCAGGACCACAGGCUCGAAAGCCGAUAUGCUGACGAUUCGGGCGAUUUAUUACGAGCCACGUCCUGUCGGGCUGAGUCCUGGGCUCAACAAUGAUCUCUACACUUCGACAUUCAACAACAUUCACGAGCGUGAUUUGUACAUCAUGCGGAACAUACUCCACGCGAAUGCUGUCAGACUUGCGCCUUGGGACUCGGAGCAGGACCAUUCGGGUUUCCUGCGCGCCUGCAAGAAGUAUGGAAUGUAUGUUAUUCCAACCUUCGAUCUUUCCUACUUCCUGUCCACUGCAGCCAGGAUGUCAGCCUUCAGCCAGAGGCAGUCGGAGGUGUGGAAGGGCUUCCAGAAGUUCUUGCACCAGGCGCUCCAGGAUGCUGCGGACAUUGAAGAGCUCAUCCUGAUGUGGACUGUCAACUUCGGUCUCAACCUGAACGAAACGACAGAGCAAGGCCCUCGUUCGAUUUCCCUUCUGUCAGAAAUCCGUGAUGAGUACUUCCAGCUGCUGCGGGUCAUCCGCUCGGCCCAGUGGCUCCAGGAGUGCGGUCCGGGAAAGGCCUCCGCCUGCGAUGGCGACCGCUUCAAGCGACCACUAGGUGUGCCCCUGUUGCUGGAUACAAUCUUGCGACAAGACAAUAUUGGAUGGUACCUGGGUUUCUCCGAGACGGUGUGGGGAACAUGGCCCGUUGAUGAGCUUUCACUGCAUAUCGACGAGAAAACCUUCAACCGGCUGCGGCCACGGGGAGCUUUCGAUGCCUGGAUUGUGCAGUCGCAGCCGCCGACGAAUCGGCAAGGGCAGACAGACCUGGCACAACAGCUGAAGUGGUUCAAUGCCACGAUGGCAGAAAGCCACAAUGCUUUUGCUUGGCAUGACCUCGCAACUCAAACUCUACGAAACCCAGCGGGCGACUUGCUGGAGGGCUGUGACCCAGGUAUUGGCUGUACAUAUCCGACACAGAAGCUCGUGAUCGCGCAGUUUGGCUUUGCAGCCGAAGCUCCGAUGUACGGUUCUGUAAACGAGUUGGUCGACCCUGUCCUACAGCAACAGCUCAUGGGUGAGCUUUACAAAGGCCUUUCGAGCCUGGAGAGCUGUGCAGAAGCGGGCGUGACAAUUGAUGAGUGGGUGGAUGACUGGGGAAGGUCCGAGGUCCUCGGUUGCCCGGGCAGCGUCUUUCAGCACCCACACACAGGGCCCUGUGAUGAAGUCCGCCCGGGGCGCACCAUUCAUCAUGAGUGGUUCGGUAUGAAUGGGCAGUACACUUUCCUCAGCUUUCACUGCCUUGACCCGCGCUAUCAUCAAGAGCAUCCAACAAGGAGUUCAGGGGAAAAGGUUGGUGGAAGCGCUUUCCGCUUUGAUGACAUACCGGACGCGGCUUCUGAAAACCAGCUGUGGAACCUUCUGCCGGGCGGCUAUUGCGCCGUCAUGCAUGAACGUCUCUGGCUGCUGGCUCUGAACUUCGCGCUGUUUUUCUGCGGAGCUGCCCUGGAAGUUUUCUACUGGUGCAAGUGCUGCUGCUUCCGCAAGCUUGUCAAACCUCCUAGACACCGCCAUCCUGCUCACGCUCGCGCAGCUGACAGCCAGGUGCUGCUCGAGGCAGAAUCACCUUCCAGGACAGAUGCCAUCGAACUGGGGCGAUUUGAGGAGCCUCCGGCAGACAUGCAGGAUGCCAACAACGUUGUUAAGGCGGAGACACCGCUUCUCCUUCCGGACGAGAUGUCGAAGGGAGCUGCUGAGGUCAUGAUUUGUAUGACCGCCAGUGUGGUACGUGAGGGCAAGGUGCAGUUCACCACCGACACCCUUCGUUUCUUUGCCGAAGCACACGUGAAGACACAGUGCCGGCGCUUGAAGCUACAGGUAGAGGCCGAAGGACAUGCCUUGGAUGCAGAAUUCACCGGGCCCGGACGCUUGUCACGGGAGGAAUGCAUUGGGAAGGCAAUGACGAACAUCCAUGCUCGCGUCUUGGAGGGCUACUUUGUGUGGCUGGAAGCGCAGCGCGAUCUGAGAAACAAAGAGCAGCGGCUGAAAGCCAUGCUUGGCACCGAGCCAUCCAGACCACGGCCUGCGUGGAUGUUGUUCACCGAAGCUGCAGCCCUCCGUGUCAUGGAAAGCUUGUCGGAGCAUGCCCUGCAUUCGCCAGAGUUCAUCUCCAUGAUGUUCCACAGCAUGCGUUGGGCAGAGUCGCUCUCAGACGACAACGCAUUCCUUCCGGACAGUGUGCGCUUCACAGUGGAUUACGAUGCACUUCACUACGGAGUGGAUGCCAUGAGAAAGAACACCAAUCCAUUCAUGGGAGGUGUAAACUUCGACGACAUAAAUGACCUGGGAGAAGCACGGGCUGAAGUCGAUGUUAACACCGUACAAAAAACGUUCCUGGAAUCGACGUCGUGGCGCGUUUUGUACGAUCUCCUUGACAACUUUGGGCCUGUCUUCACCGUGAAGCUUUGGAUUUUCUUCUUGGCCUUUUAUGUACAUCUUGGGUCGCUGCCGGAUCAGAACGACAGCUUUUUCAGUCCCAGAGGCAGCCGGUCCGAUGCCGUGCAGAUCAUGGCCCUCCUGGAUGCCACCCUGCUAGUGCUCGCGGAGCUGGGUUUGCUCUGGCACGGGCUGGCUCAGCGGCGCCUCUGCCGGAGCCCGGGCCGCUUCUCCUCACAGGUGAAGCGCACGCACCGGCGCUGGGCGCGGAGGCGGCUGCUGUCGGUGAUGCUCGGAUGUGGGAGUCUUGGGGCCAUGGUGGUUGUUGGCAAAGUGGGCCGAAACCUCUGCAAUCUGACUCCAGAGGAGUCCUUCGAAAAGGAGAAAGAUUGCUCAGACGAGUUUGCCGUGCUGUGUUUGCGGCGGACGCUGAGCGUGCACCGUGCGAUCAGCCUUCGGCUGUUGAACUCAGGUUGUGCUUAUGCAGUGAUUCGACUGCUGGUUUUCUUUGUCUUCAGCCGUCGCCGAAACAUCCCUUUCGUCCAUGGCACGCCAGCGGACUUGAAAGACAAGAAAGCAAACCAGCCGACGGUCCCAGAUGCGCAGGCGGACCAGGACUCACCUUCUUAUGUGGUUCUGUUUCGGUUGACAUUCAACGGAGAAGUGCCGCAGUGUAUCGAGCAUUUGGAACAGCAAGAUGAUUUCCUAGCAGAGUGGUUGUUGGAUGCGUUUGAGAACGGACAGCAGCGGGCAUUGGCCGAGCUUUGGCUGGGGCUUGAGGAUCAGAUCCGAUCCCUUGCUGUUUCGAUCGAUUCCCUGGCUGCCGAGGUCCAGCGUCAGGGAAGGCUUCUGGAUCGUGUGCUUGCCUUCAUUGACUUGGAAGGCCUGGACUUUGAAAGGGUUGAGUUGCCCUCUGCUGAAGACCGGGCUUCUGAUCCGGUUGGCACCCUUUCGGUUGGAGAGGAGUCAGCCCGAAAGACUGUGGCUGCCGUUUUUGUGACGGAGCACGAUGGUAAGAUUGUGACAGCGCUGCCGCAUAAGGUUGUUGCCGCUUCGCCGGACGAUCGUGCUCAGCCGGCCGAGUUUUCCUUAAAGAUCUGGGUUGGACUUUUGAGUUCAGGGGUCGCCGACUCUGCCACUUUUGAUGGGCCCGGAAAUGCAACAGACAUCCGAUUCAUGAAUCCCGAGUUCGGGCCCUGUUUUCCUUUUGCCGAGGCCCUGGUGCAGGUUUCGGACUCUCAGUUUGGUUUUGCAACGGCCCCGUCGGCCCCCGAUGUGCAUGAAGCUCGCUUUGCCGCAAUCGAAGCUUCCCUUGCUGCCAUCUCUUCCUCGCUGACUCGUGUGUUAGGGGACGGCCCCGGGCCGAGUGCUGCCGCAAAGGCGCCGACUUCCAAGGUGCGUGCAAAGCCGCCGCCAUCCUUGGGCGCUGUUCCGGGCACCCCUCCUCCGCGAGGAUUGGCCGCUGACGUUCCCGGUGUUGACCCAGCGGUCUUGCGUGCCGCCCGUGAGUCUGGGAUAGGUGCUCGAGAGCUCGGUGAGAUCCAAGGGCUUCUAUCGAGGCAAAAGCGCGGGCUUAGCGACUUCCCAAAGCAGGGUGACAGGGAUCCCGAUGCACGAGGUGGCGCUCUCACGCCCGCCCCUUCUUCUCUCGAUGUGCAGGAAGCUGAGCUUGAGGCCCCGGCUCCCACCAGUCCGAUUGAGGCCGCCGUUGUGAGUCUGACAAAGAUCGUCGGCGAGCUUGCUAAGAGCCGCAAAGCUCUCGAUGCCAAUUCGACCGCCCUGGAGCGUGCUCUUGAUCGUGCUGAAGGGUUUGGUGCGUCUGCCGAGCCGGGUGCUCUGGGUUCUGGGGGCCGUUCCAAGGGAGCUGCUUACCGGCUUCUUCGUGAGACCUUGCUUUCCGACCCGGCCCAGAUUUACACCAGCAUAGAAAACAACCUCGAGGAGGACCUUUUGAACAGGCGUCUCGGCGGUGCUCUUCAGGACUCGAGGGCUACGAGCAGAGCGUGGCUCGAACACCGCUCUCACCUCGGCAACUACCCGAACACCGUUCGCUUGGCCUGGAGUGUCUGCGGCGUGUGGGAUGCUUUGCGUGCUGGCCGCUACGAGGAGGCUCGAUCACGUUGUGCUUUGUGCAUAGCUUGCUGCGACCAGCAGGCUUUUGACAACGGGUCGUGGACCCUUGCUGAGCAGUUCGCACUUGAGGCCCCGCCGCCCCUCUCUUCGUUUGCUGCCAAGCGGCAGUCGGCCCUCGACAACACCGACACCUACCACUCCCGCUUGGUUGAACCGAGGUGGGCGGAAGUGUGUCUUCAUCGAGUUCGCGAGCUCGAAUUGCGCUUGGAGUCGAAGAGGAAGCUUGCUGGGAAAGGUCGGCAGGGAAACCCAGACAGCACUCAGGACGGCCGUCCCGACCGGGCCGACAAAGGUGGGCCAAAGGGCGGCAAGGUUGCUGCCCUGCUCACGCCCAGUGUUUCAAACUCUGCUGGUCCCUUCGGGGACUCCUUCUUCCGGGCUACUCUUGAUGAGAUCCGCCCUGCUGGGAAUCGGCGUGCCCUAGAGUUGGUUGCCUCUGUGCUUGAUUCCCUGGCCGCCGAACCCAUGCAUCGUGUCACUCGUGGCCCCGGCGCUUCCUUUAAAAGUCGACGGUGGCGCGAGCCUUUUGUUUCCUCUGUGCACCGUGCCUGGGAUCGCUUGGCAGCGGCUGUCGCCCUUUGGGAUGCGGCUCCCCCUGUCGAUGCUUCUUCCAUGGGUCGCACUGCAAGCAAGGUCGAGCGUGUUGAGGAGCAGGUUAGAGCUCUUGCCGUCAUAGGCCCUGAUCCUGCCCCUUCUCUUGCUGCGGACCUUAACCUCGCUGAGGACAUCGAGGUCGAUAGGCUCAGUCUUCCGACAGCGCCGCCGCUGUUUGACCCUUCGCCUCUUCUGGAUGACAGCAUGAGGUCCAUCUACCUCUCGCCUUCGGCCCACGCUUGGAGCAUUGAUGAGGCUGCCCAGCCGCCUCCCCGUGUUCAGUUCCGAUCUUCACGAUCAGCGCACUCUGCCUGCGGACUGUUCGCCAUACCAAAGGGGCUGGAGAGCGAUCGGUUGAUCGUCGACGCUCGCCCUUCCAACUUGUGCGUCCCGACUGAUGUUCGAUGGCUCGCCACUAUGGGGUCGGCUGCAGCUCUGCUUCGCAUCGAGCUGGACUGCGAUCAACAGCUUUACCUCAGCGGAGAUGACAUAAAAGAUUUUUAUCACCAGUUCAGUGUUUCGAGGGACCGUGCUGCACACUACCGCCUCGUGGGCAGCUUCGCACCGGGAGAGGUUUCGCCCUUGGCCUGCUUUGAGCCCUCCCUGUGGCGCACUGGGCGUGUGGUCGCUGCUCUGCGCUGCAUGGCUAUGGGCGACUGCAAUGCUGUCUCCGUGGCCCAGGCUGCGCAUGUUGGCUUGAUCCUCGAAUCAGGCGCUGUUGGGUGGCAUCAGCUUCUCACUCAUCGAGGUCCUAUCCUUCGGUCUCCCACGAUGCUCGGUUUGGUGAUCGACGAUGUUAUCGUCAUAGAGAAGGGGCUGCGCUUCCCGAACUUUGCUCCAGCGGCCUCCAACAGCCAUCGCAUAACCCGUGCCCUGCACUCUGCCUACGCCAGAGUCGCUCUGCUACGCCACGAGAAAAAGGCUUUCGCUUUGGAGUCCUCGGUUUUCUUUUGGGGCGCUGACGUGCUCGGCGACGUCGGGGUGGUCAGGCCUGCUUGGACUCGGCUCAUUCCUCUCGUUGGCCUGACUGCUGCCGUCCUCGAGCUUCCUGUGGUGACCGUGUCGCUCUUGGAAACACUAGCCGGGUCCUGGGUCGCGGUGCUUUCUUUCAGGCGGCGGUGCCUCUGCCUUUUGGAGCAGAUUUAUCUUCUCCAGAGGGGAUUGCGCAGUUGCGAUAUUGUUCGUUCCACUGCUGCCCUGCGCGCUGAGCUUUUCCGCCUCUGCGUCCUCGCCCCGUUCUUCAGGACGGACCUGCGAGCCCAAACCAGCGGUCUUGUUGUGGCCACAGACGCUUCUGACCUUCUCGGAGCUUGUGUUGUGACCUCUGCUUCCAAGGCUCUUGUGCGGGAGCUCCUCAGACACGUCCCUGUAAAGGGUUUGUGGAGCAAGCUUCUCUCCCCUUCUGCCGCUUUGCUUCGUCAGCAUUGCCAGCUGGACCCAGAAGCUGAACUGCCUGGAGAAGGCUUUCGCACUUCUCCGCUUUGGACCCUGGUGGUCCGGGCCCUCCGCUUCCGCCCCUUCUCUGUGUUCAAGAGGCAUGCCCGUGACCACAUCAACGUGAAGGAGCUCGACUCCUAUCUUGCCGCUGAGGAGGCUCUGUCUCCUUUCGCUUGGGAGUCCGCUCGCUCUCUUGGCCUUGUGGAUUCCCAAGUUACUCUCGGUGGCCUUUUGAAGGGCCGCUCGAGCUCUUUCUCCUUGAACUCCAGACUCAGGUCUGCGUUGCCUGGGCUGCUUUUCUUCAAUCUCCACCCGCAUUAUUCUUAUGUUGCUUCGGAAGACAAUCCCAGUGAUGAUCCGACGCGGUGCCGCCCUGUGAGGCAGCCCUCCAUCCCCGAGCCCUUUUGGCUCAGGGAAGCCGAGCUCGGGAAUUUCGAGCCUCUCGACCGUUUUCUCUGCGAGAUUGAACGGCACCCUUUCCAAGUGCAGGGCCUGGACGAGCUAAAGGCCUCCUUUGAGAACCGCUGUGGGUCUCCUGGCCUCGUUGGGCCCUCUGAGCCUCCUCCUGAACCUUCUGCUGUACCUUCGCCUGCACCUGCCCCUGGGUUUUCGGCUUUGCCUGGAAGUGCAGUCGGGUUCCUGUUGAGUUUGCCGAGGCGGCAGUUUCUUUGGCCUGCUGGCCAGUGCUUGCCCGUCGCCUCCCGCUUCUCCUCCCCGGGCUACCUGUGCCUGUACGCUGGCAGCCGCGCCGUUGCAAAGGCCGCGCUUGAAGCUGGUUUUCCUUGGGCCCUUACCUUCGACUGGCGUCACGGUUCGGGGCAAGACCUUCUGGACCCUGCUCUGCAAGCAAAGCUGUUGGAUGCCAUCUCUUCAGGUGCGUUUUCUGCCGUGGGCCUCUCCCCUUCCUGCCCCACGCUGAGUGUGUCCGCCUGUCCUGCCUACCGCUCCUUGGACUUUCCUGAAGGCCUCCCUGGACUUUCACCCAGCCACCUUGCGCGUGUCUUGCAGGGCAACAGCCACGUGGACUUCGUCGUUCGUGUCGUUAGGCUGGUUUUAGAGUUAAGGGUGCCCUUUUGGAUCGACAACCCCGACCGGAGUUGGCUAUGGAAGCAGCCUUCUUUGAGGAGUGUGCUCAGCGAGCACAGCGGGUGGGGCUUCUGGGUCUACGACCACUGUGCCUACGGCUUUGCGUGGAAGAAGCGCACCCGAGUGCUAAACAACACGGCCCUCGCUGGGACUAGCUUUCUGUGCCGUGGUGGGCACGAACACCGGGUCCUGAGAGGGCGCGCUCCUGGGAGUGCUUUCGACUGGACGCAGCUUGCAGAAACGCCGCCCCGGAGAGCAUGCUUAGGUCUCGCCAUGGCCCUCGCCGACGCUGCCGCCGCUUCACUGAGGACUGUCAGCAGCUGUGUUCGUGACUCUUCUAAGAGGCUGGGAGAAGCUGACAAUCCGGGUCCGGCCCGGCCGCGACCGAGACGACCUGGGUCACUUUUCGAUGUCGACCUAGUUGAUCGGCAGACGCAGGUGUUGAGGACCCGCGUCUGGGACGCUUUCGUUGGCUGGCUGAAAGAACUGCUCUCUGAGGGUACCAUCCUGUCGCUGUUUUCCUGCCCACCGCUGUUGGCUCUGGUUCUGAGGGACUACGCCGACGAGCUCUACCAAGUUGGAGCUCCUCUCGGGACCUACAGGCAGCUCUUAGCCUAUUCCCAGCGCAGGCUUCCUUUGCUUCGGCCGCAUUUGAAGCCUGCCUGGGAAAUGGCUACAAGAUGGGAGGAACUUCAGCCAGUUCUGCAUAGGACACCGAUGCCUGAGGUGGUGCUGAAAGCCAUGGUCGGAAUCGCUCUGGCCCUAAAGUGGAGUCGCUGGGCCUCUGUUACUAUGGCAAUCUUUUAUGCCAUAAACCGGCCAGGCGAGCUGCUGAAGGCAAAACGGCGACACGUCUUGACACCGACCGACCUUCUGGACCCGAACCAUGGCUGGAUGUACUUCAGGAUAAAGAAGCCUAAGUCGAGGCGGAGAGCGGCCAGGAUUCAGCAUUCGAAGCUCUCCGACCCUGCUGCGCUCCGCUUCCUGACCGCUUUUUUUGAGACUGUGGGCCGCGGCGAGCUGCUCUACCCUGGAAGUGCAGGUGUCUACCGACGACGGUGGGACAGAAUCCUGUCUAUUCUGGGCAUCUCCCCGCAGCUCAAGCUCACACCCGCGUCCUUGAGGGCCGGAGGGGCAAUUGCUGCCUUUCAGCAUGGAUGCUCAGUUCAGGACCUUUUGUGGAGAAUGCGGCUGCGGAGCUUGGCCACUCUCGAGUUCUACCUCCAGGAGAUGUCGGCAUUCUCCAUUUUACCAAAACUGAACGAGAGAACUCGAAAGCGGAUCCUUGCUGCUGCAGCCAUCUAUGAUGGAACGGUCGCUACCUUCCCAGGGCCAUGA
This is a messenger RNA of Symbiodinium sp. CCMP2592, 9177 nucleotides long. The record is from the annotation of a GenBank genome assembly. NCBI's taxonomy places the organism in Eukaryota, Dinophyceae, Suessiales, Symbiodiniaceae.